Rana temporaria (common frog) is the source of this 1099-nucleotide messenger RNA. RefSeq lists its product as uncharacterized. The transcript is spliced from 4 exons. The record is from RefSeq and is a predicted model, not a curated record. Lineage: Eukaryota; Metazoa; Chordata; Amphibia; Anura; Ranidae. Bases 1 to 1005 code for a protein of 334 amino acids.
AUGGAGAAGAUGAUCACCAUCUUGGCUCCCUUUGAAGAGUUGACUCGGCAUGUGAGUUGUUCAGAUUAUUUUUCCUCGGAUGUAAUUCCUACAGUCACUGUGCUACAUCGAUUUUUAUCGAAAGAAGUGGAUGAGGACUACAGUGUUAAAACGAUGAAGAACACAUUGCUUGGUGCUUUGCAGAAAGGCUUCUCUGACAUGAAGCAAAAUACACUUUACUGCAUCGCUACCUUACUCAAUCCAAGUUAUGAAGAUCGGUUCUUCUCAAAUGCAGAUGCUGGCAGGCAGGCCAAAGAUAUGUUCCUGCUGGAAAUGCAAAAAAUAUCUUCUGUACAGGUACUACAGGCACAGGCAGCUACACCUCAGGUGCUUGAGAAACCAGCUGCCAAAAAACCUUGCACUGACCAACAGCCAGCUGAAAUGCUCCGAACUGAUUUAGAACGUUCCCUCCCUAAGUUUGACUUUGCAAACCUUCACUGUAGCUUUUCAAUCAAUAAUAAAUGUUUGUUGUCUUUUUAUCUUACAGUUAAUGCCUACUCAUCAUCUGCAGUAUUUCAGAAUAUCAAUUUAUCAAUUACAUGCAGAGUGUCCCACGUCAUAAGUAACAGUCGUGUUUUAUUGGUGUGGGCUAAAGCGAACAGACAUACCUCUGUUGCUGUAAAGGAACACAGUGUAACCUCUCAGUCAAGGCAAAUUACUCUAAAUGUUAGAGAUAUCGAUGAAUAUUCAACAAACUGGACUUGUUUGGUAUUUAGUGGCAAUCAGUUGGUUGCUCUGGCUCCACUCACACUGAAAUAUAAGGCAGAUGCAGAAAUUCAGCCAACAAACAUUACUGACCCAACUACAAACAUCCAAGAUGUUAAUGCAUCAGAGUCGGAUGGGAAACAUCAUAAAAUCAUCAAAACUUGCAUCUAUAUAAGUGUUAUGGCUGUGGUGGUUAUAAUAAUUGCAGGUUUACUUCGGAUGCUGAGAAGCUCAGGUAUGCUAUUUCUAAAUGGACAGUAAAAUGUUUUGAUAUUAGUUAUUUAGUUAUAUUAGGAACGCUAAUGGAAACAUCACAAAAUGGAAGUUACAUCGGAGGAUAACACAUACAUUCAAU